This is a messenger RNA of Hydractinia symbiolongicarpus, 2820 nucleotides long. RefSeq lists its product as uncharacterized. The transcript is spliced from 2 exons. Gene Ontology annotation, molecular function: protein binding. Bases 437 to 2497 code for a protein of 686 amino acids. The record is from RefSeq and is a predicted model, not a curated record. Lineage: Eukaryota; Metazoa; Cnidaria; Hydrozoa; Anthoathecata; Hydractiniidae.
AGUAUAAUACAACCUCGUCUCCAGGUUGUUUUUACAUUACAAUCAUACAUAAAGUGAAAUCAAUAAGUGAUACGGAUGUAACUAUAGUACAACCUCGUCUCCAGGUUGAUUUUCCAAUACAAUUAUAUCGUCGUGUUGAAAAAGUCAUUUAAAGUGUGUAUCAACCUUACAAGAUAGAUAGAGAAAGUUAAGUGGUACAAUUUUUUAUUAAUGUGCACAGAGUGUUAAAUAUUCAUGACCUAACUGCACAUUUUCUUUCUCGAUUCAUAUGUUUGUGAUUCAUUCAGCAACAUAGCAGGUGACUUGAAUUGAACUGUUCAAAUCACUGAACCAACACCUGUGAUCAAACGUUUGAAGAAAUAUAAAGACAUUAAAACAGAUGAACACAUUAGAACUGCUUUCACGAGAGGAAGAAAUAUUUAAUUUUUGUUUUUGAAUGAUGAGAGCAGCCCGUGUGUUUAAGUGUGGCCGCACUUCUCUGCAGAGAUCGAAAGAAACACGCAAUUCAUACAAGACAACUAAAUUGAAACAUGAGCUUAAGAAACUGGAAAGAAACGAUGUUAUAUUUGUCUUAGAUGAGCAGAAAGGUAACGCCGCUCGAAAAGUGUUGGAACUUCAUGGACGGCAAUAUCUGCAGAUCAGAGUAAACCGUGCUGACAAAACCAGUGGUAACCAGAUAACAUUAAAAAUCUGCUUCAACGUACACGAAGAUAUCUACAAAUAUCAGAAGUUGCUGCUCGGCGCGAUACACUUUUGUGACGAGGCCAUUCUUUUCCAUUCCCUUGAAAAACAUUUUAAAUCAAUUCAAACAAUUCUAUCUGACGCCAUGUUUUCCAACAAACCAAUAAGAUAUGAGCCUCUUGGUCGCCAUUUUGAAAUGAGCAAAGAGAUGACAGUACACCAUGUUGAAAACGUCACGGAGUCUUUGAAACAACAGCUCGAGAAAGAAGGAGGUUACGUCAUUGACUUGCUUCGAUUUAGCAACUGUCAGUUGAUGGAGACACAUAUGCACGCCAUGGAACAUUUAUUGAUGCAUGUCGCAAGAUUGGAUUUAACUGGCAACGAUGCAAUGUCGCCAAAAGCUCUUCAAGUUCUUUCACAUGACCUCUUAAAAGCAAAGACGGGGCUCAAGUCGUUAAAUUUGAGCUCUUGUAAUUUAACGGAUGCUCAUUUUGUACCGAUGCAGCCAUCUUUACACGUUGUAGAAGCCGUAGAUCUCAGCUACAAUGAGGAUUUGUCGCCACUAGCCAUGAAAAUGAUCACGGGCUCCACGCAAUUCGCUGAUGCUAACAUGAUGACACAUAAUUUAUCAUGUUUAAUUUUAAACGGUUGCAACUUAAGUGAUGAACACAUCAAACAGUUGUAUCGCUGCGUCAGUAGGUUGCAUACAUUAGAUUUGUCUGGUAACACCAAACUAACAUGUGUUGCCAUGAAGGUGCUAGCAGAUGCAAUCACCGAAUCAAAAGUAAACAAGCUAAAGGUUUUGAAAUUAGAGAAUUGUGGGAUACUACAACCUCAUAUUGAAAAUUUAAUGCAUUGCAUUUAUUUACUUCAACACCUUGAUCUUAGCUGGAACGUGUUUUCUUCGUCAUGCGUCCAGUUAAUAGCUGCUUCAAUACUAGUUGAUAAAGAUCGAAAAAUAGAGAGUUUAAACUUGACUGGCUGUGAGCUAGCAGAUGAUCAUUUGUCGCACGUCGUCGACUGCAUGACGGCUUUGCAGACACUACAUAUCGGAUACAACAGAGACGUCAGUUCACAUUCUGUGCAAUUAAUUUCUGAAAAAAUGGCCAGUAUUCAAAAGAAUUCAUUAAAGACGUUAACAUUAGCCGGUGUGAAGAUUAAAGAAGAUGAUAUAUCAAAACUUUUUAACUGUGCAAAACAAGGUUUACAGAACAUGGACUUGACGCAUUGCCAACUCAACAAUACACACAUUGCAAACAUGGCAGAGAAUAUCUCGUGUUUUACGCAACUGUACCUUUGUAACAAUCCUGAUCUAACAGACGUCUCUGCUAAAGUCAUAUCAGACGCUAUAACAAACAACAUUGAAAACGGAAGCCAUUUAAAGGUGCUUAGUUUUAAGAAGUGCCAGCUUAAAGAUGGAUUUAUUGAAUGCUUGGCACCCUGUUUAAAGCAUCUUGAAGUUCUGGACAUCAGCUAUAACCCAACGCUAACACCCUCUGCAAUGAAGAUCAUCUCAGAAAGUCUUUCCCCUCCUUCACAUCUUGCAGAGUUAAACAUUUCAGCAUCAGGCUUCAAAGACUCUCAUUUUGUGAAUUUAAACGGUUGUUAUGUGCGACUUGAAAAGCUGGAUAUAAGUGCUAAUAAUUUGACUUACAUCACUUUGCUAGCCAUUAAAAACGAUAUAGCCCAGUGCUCUCCACCUCAGCUGAAACUGAAAGAACUGAAAAUGUAUCAAGCAUUUUGCUUGCGUGAUUAUCAUUAUCGAAAAUUUGAGAAUGAACUGAAACCUUACCACGUUAAAGUAGAGAGUAUAUAACUGGCAUUGCUAAUUCUGUGCAAUGACUCUCUUGGCCUCUAAAAUAGUAAUCGAGACAUUAUACCUCGCUUCUCCAGGGUGUAUGUAAAUCAUAUUAUUUUGUGAAAACACAAAUGUACCAUAUAUUUGUUUAUAGGUAAGUGCGGGGAAAAAGUCGCGGUAAAAUUGAAUUCAAUUUGAAAUAUGGAGCUAUGCAAACACGACAUCUGCUUGCUCUGGAGGGCAACAAAAACAUUAAACUUGUUUACAACAGAAUUUUUUUUAUAAAAACCUAGUUUAUAAGGACAAUGAGAUUUCACUAAAAAUUAAGAGCAUAUAGAGAA